UCUCGGAUUCGACAUUCAGUAUGCGCACAGUCCGUAGCCUUGUUGUGUUGUCGACCAUCGCGUUGUCCACAGCGGACGAAGCAACGACGUGUGAAAAACACGAUUUGAUGGCUGUGCUUGGGGUGGCCAUGCUGCCCGCUUGGCCGAAUUGUUCGCAAGCUAUGGGGGCUUCCGAUGCGACUGCUCCAGCGCUUGACCUCGCCGUGGAUUCUGCCAUGAGCUUGACAACAUUUUGCAACACACCCGCGUGCGUCCAAAAUCUACAGGCCCUCUACAUGAACUUACCGAAUUGUGUUGGCCCUAACGGCCUCAACAUCCAAAAACUCAAUCUUUACACGAAGGACAUCCUCUGCGACACGCUGCCCCCUGCGCUGCUCACCCAAUUGCCGUCAGAGCGGUGCACGGAAGUGGACCUUGCGGUGCUCGAGUUCCUGUGGAUGUUUCCUCCUUGGAAGAACUGCACCUCGAAACUCCUGGGACCCCCCCUGGCCCAGCUUAUGACGGGCAACGCUUCGCAAACGGCCGCGUUUUGUGCUGCUCCCGCUUGUGUUGAAUAUGCCAACAGCAUUUUCCAACGCAUGCCUAGCUGCACCAACAACUCAACUUUGCAAGUGGGCUGGGCGAACCUUGGCGCCAACUCCAAGUCCGACCUGCUUGCCAAGCUGUCGGCAACCUGUACACCCACAAUCAAAAGUACAGCAAUGGGUACUACCGGUAGUGCCGCAUCGCUUCGAGCCCUUGCGUUUGUGGCAAUGGGGGUGGCUUUCGUGCAUUUUUAACCUGCCGUAAAUGACAAUGCAAGAAAUUCACGCGAUUUGUUUA
Messenger RNA from Aphanomyces astaci, 822 nucleotides. RefSeq lists its product as hypothetical. The record is from RefSeq and is a predicted model, not a curated record. Bases 21 to 779 code for a protein of 252 amino acids. NCBI's taxonomy places the organism in Eukaryota, Oomycota, Saprolegniomycetes, Saprolegniales, Verrucalvaceae. The transcript has a single exon.